This is a messenger RNA of Penicillium diatomitis, 759 nucleotides long. RefSeq names its product SDR family NAD(P)-dependent oxidoreductase. Gene Ontology annotation, molecular function: oxidoreductase activity, acting on the CH-OH group of donors, NAD or NADP as acceptor. Bases 1 to 759 code for a protein of 252 amino acids. The transcript is spliced from 3 exons. The record is from RefSeq and is a predicted model, not a curated record. NCBI's taxonomy places the organism in Eukaryota, Fungi, Ascomycota, Eurotiomycetes, Eurotiales, Aspergillaceae.
AUGUCUAUCAACGAUUUACGUGGCCGUUUGGCGCUCAUCACUGGUGCAUCAGGAGGCAUCGGAUCGGCUUGUGCAGAUCAGCUUGCACAGCAUGGUGUUCAUCUGGCAUUGACUUAUUCCAGCAAUCUCGAGGCCAUGAACAGAAUCGUCGAAGAACUGAAAACAAAACAUGCGGAGCACCAGCUCCGCAUCUCCGUCCACCAAGUCGAUGUUGGCUCGGCUGAACAGAUUGAGGCCUUGUUCCAACAGAUCGAACGCGAGCAUGAGCAGCGACCAGAUAUUCUUGUUUCUAACGCUGGCUACGGUAAACGCUUUCCCAACGUGUGGGACAUCACUCUGGAGGAAUUUGAUUAUACACUCAAUAUCAAUCUCCGUGCUUCAUUCAUACUCGUCAAAGGGGUGGUUGAGCACAUGAAGGCUCAGCGCUGGGGUCGCAUCGUGUUCAUGUCCUCAAUUGCCGCACAGGGUGGAGGUAUCAAUGGAUGUCACUAUGCCGCCUCCAAAGGUGGUCUGACGGGGAUGAUGAAAAACUUGUCCACGCGCCUCGCCGAAUAUAACAUCAGCGUCAAUGAUGUAGCCCCGGCCAUGAUCGGUGACACGGGCAUGAUUCCGAAUGCGAAUGCAAUUCCCGAGGUCGCCGCUGGCAUUCCGUUGAAAAGGCUGGGUACACCGGAGGAGACAGCGAAUGUGGUGACGAUGCUCUGUAAGACUGGCUACAUGACCGGUCAAAGUCUGCUGCUGGCUGGGGGGUUGAAAUGA